Malurus melanocephalus (red-backed fairy wren) is the source of this 1678-nucleotide messenger RNA. RefSeq names its product antigen-presenting glycoprotein CD1d-like. Gene Ontology annotation, biological process: positive regulation of T cell mediated cytotoxicity; antigen processing and presentation, endogenous lipid antigen via MHC class Ib; immune response. The record is from RefSeq and is a predicted model, not a curated record. The transcript is spliced from 6 exons. The coding region runs from base 106 to 1167 and encodes 353 amino acids. Gene Ontology annotation, molecular function: exogenous lipid antigen binding; endogenous lipid antigen binding; lipopeptide binding. Gene Ontology annotation, cellular component: external side of plasma membrane. NCBI's taxonomy places the organism in Eukaryota, Metazoa, Chordata, Aves, Passeriformes, Maluridae.
GGGCAGAACCAGCCUGGGAAGGCAUCUGAGGCCACAUCUUGCAACAAUCUCUUCUCCCUGCAGCUGCAUCGACUACUGCACACUCUGGGCCUCACUGCUGGAGCCAUGAAGUCCCCUUGCUGCUGCCUUCUCUCCUUCCUCCUCUACCUCUUCCUCUUCUCUUGGACAUGGGCAAACCCGGAGGGGACCUUCACUAUCCGGCUGCUCCAGACUACCACCUUCCAAAACACCUCAUUCGUGCACACAGAGGGGCUGGGCUUGCUGGAAGACAUCGAACUUGGUUCUCUUGAUAAACACACAUGGUCCAUCCACUUCUACCAGCCCUGGGUGUGCCCAGCUCUGCCUCAGAGUGACUGGGAUACCAUUGACAACCUGCUCAAGAUCUAUUUGCAGCAGUUCAGCCAUCUGAUCAAUGAAGGUGCCAUGCAAAGGGACGUCCCCUACCCCUUUGUGGCUCAGUGCAUGGCAGGCUGUGAGCUCUACCCCAACAGAACCUCACGGACCUUUGCCUAUGUGGGUUACAAUGGUCAGGAUUUCCUCAGCUUUGACACAGAGAAUGCCAGCUGGACCCUCUCCCAGGACACCAACUUGUCACGGUAUGUCUGGUCAGUUCUCCAGAACUACACUACCUUGAGUGAGCUGGUGGAAGUUCUCUUCAAUGAUACUUGUGUUGAUGACAUGGAGGUGUUACUGAACUAUGGGAGGGCAGCUCUGGAGAGACAAGAGCUGCCUGUGGCCACAGUCUUCGCCCGCAUCCCCAGCCUAGACCAGCUGCUGCUCGUUUGCCACGUCACCGGCUUCUACCCCCGUCCCAUCAGCGUAGCCUGGCUGCGGGAUGGCCAUGAGGUGCCUCCGGGCCCAGUGCUCAACACCAGCACCAUCCUGCCCAAUGCUGACCUCACCUACCAGCUCCGCAGCAUCCUGGCCGUGGCCCCCCAUGAUGGGCACAGCUAUGUCUGCCGUGUGCGCCACCGCAGCCUGGGCAACCGCAGCCUUCUCAUCCCAUGGGGGAACUCAGAAGUGAUGCUGAUCACAGGGCUUAUGACAGGGCUGCUUGCAGCCAUGGCUAUAGCUGCCGUAUCAGUGCUUUGGGUGUGCAGACAAAGAAAGCACCAGCAGAUGGCGGAAUCGGAGUCCAGGAACUCCAUCCUAAGCAAACAAGCAUAGCUCAGGAGGGAGCCAACAGUCCCCAUUCCCUUCCACUGCCUUCACAGCAGCAAGAACUACAUUUUUCUGCUUCACCUAAGUUCUGGGCAUUGCCAAUUGUGAGACUAACUCGAUUCAAAGAUGCACAGCUUUUGACGCACUUGCAUUUUCUAAAUAGAUAAAAGUCUGAGAACUUCUCACUUGUUACACAUGAUCACCUCUUAGCUUGUGGCACUGACCUGUGCAUCCACUGAUGCCCUAAGGCACCUCAAGGCCUAAUGGAAAAUUCUCCCAGCUCUAGUACAGUAACACUUUUGUCAGUAGGUGGAAAGCUAUACUCUUCUACUGUCCCUUUCUAGUAUUUUUUUCUUAAAAAUUGCCUUUAUUAACCAUAUUCCAGAAAUAUUUGUGUUGAGACUGAACUGUUCCACACAGACUAACAGAACCUGACCAGAAAUGGCUUUACAAAGUGCUCACUUACACUGAAACUCUUGUGUAAUGUGUGGGAGCUGCAGAUGUGUAUUAAAUGAAA